This is a messenger RNA of Nematostella vectensis (starlet sea anemone), 1097 nucleotides long. RefSeq lists its product as uncharacterized. Lineage: Eukaryota; Metazoa; Cnidaria; Anthozoa; Actiniaria; Edwardsiidae. The record is from RefSeq and is a predicted model, not a curated record. The coding region runs from base 658 to 1059 and encodes 133 amino acids. The transcript is spliced from 8 exons.
UAGUAGUAGUAGGCAGUCUUCGGACAGUCAGUGUCCAUGACAUCAGCGCGAUGAACGUUGGCAUUUCUUUCCAUGACUAAAAAGCCCAAUGCGCGAAGCACAUGUGCGACCACAUGAACGACAAACGAGGACAGACGCCGGAGAUGGGUUUGAUCCAGUUCGAAUUUCGGAUGCCUUUCUCCUCUGCCUUCUCUCUUCGGCCUCUCUUUUCAGCUCUAACUCCCCUGAGUUGAGUGCGGCAGCACAUUCAGACCUCCAUCUGCUGCGAUCCUCGCUAGUAGUUCUUGCUUAGUAAUAAUAAAAGAAUCCAGGCUUCCCGUGAGGAACUCAAGAUCACGUGUGCUAGGCUAGGCAUGUUGCUGCUCGUGAGUGGUGAUAGACGGCUGCGCAGGAGACUAGAGAGGUGACCACGCCAGCACACUCCUAAAUUUCCGCUAGGUUUGUCUUGAUCUGAAAAUGGAACGGAAGUCGGUGAUCCCUCAUAUAUAGUUUGUAUAGAGUCUACUUCCCUAGUCAGCGUUCUUACAGCAUUGGGUAAAAAAAGAUCUCAAAAAAACCUUUGGAUAGAAUAUAGUAUAGUAUUGCAUACGAUAUCUAUCUGUAAUAUUCUCUAUUCAGCACGUGCAUUUAAAAUGCAAGAAAACGUUGGAGCGACUAAUGCCAGUGUGUUCGGCUAAAAAAACAGCACUCAGCACUCCAAUAAAGAAAACAGAGUCAUCUAAAGUCCUUAGUAUAAACCCUCUUGGAAAAGGCAAGAAACCUGACGAGCCCUCUAAAGUCCACCUCAGAGGUAGUCCAUCUUCAUCCCCUUCUAGUUGGGACGACCUUGUACCUGUUCUUGAAUACAAGGAAGUCAAAGAGAAGAGCGAGUUGAAUGCCCUUAGCAACCCUGGAAAGGGAAAAUCAACAGAUCCCUCUAAAGUCCAUGACAGAGAUCCAUCACCCUCCUCCAGUGAUAAAUAUAAUCAACCCCACAGCACUCCAAUAAAGGUAACAGAGUCCUCUAAAGGUGAAUAUGAUUUACAACAAUUUAUGAUGACAACACAAUUUGAGUCUUAAUCAUCUAUUGAGUACUAGUAGUUCCUCUUAUAAUGAAA